CACCUAGAUCAGUAUGGGCUUAGAUUUAUUAAUGCAAUCGCCCAGUAUUACUGCACGGCCGAGCACUAGGGCGAACAUCCCUUCCUGUUGCAACACGCUAAGCUGUAAUAUAUCUUAGGGGUUAAGAAACAGCAACUAUUAGAACGUAGCAAUGACUUCUACAGAUACAAGCAUGUUGCCCUGUGCACGAUGCCAGGCACCCGCCAAGCUGCAAUGCCCUAACUGUGUCAAACUGGGUUUGCCCAAGGACAAGAGCGUGUUUUGCUCCCAGGAGUGCUUCAAGGCUGCCUGGCCGGAGCACAAGAAGGUGCACUCGCCGCCUGCGGACGCAUGGCUGUACUGCACCAAGCGCGGCAGGGCGCGCAGCGACAGCCUGCCGGAUUUUGACUGGACGGGGUCGCUGCGGCCGUACCGCAUCAGCCCGCGGAGAGAGGUUCCCGACCACAUUCCCAAGCCGGACUACGUCAAGGAUGGCAUUCCGUACUCGGAGGUCGAGAGCAAGCAGCAACAAAUAGUGCCCAUCCGCGGCCCAGACGACACGGCUGCCAUCCGCGCCGCCUGCCGCAUCGGGCGGGAGGUGCUGGACCUGGCGGCGGCGGCCGCAAAGCCGGGCGUCACCACGGACGAGUUGGACCGCAUCGUGCAUGAGGCCAUGAUUGAGCGCGGCGCCUACCCCUCGCCGCUCAACUACUACAACUUUCCCAAGUCGGUGUGCACCUCCAUCAAUGAGGUCAUCUGCCACGGCAUUCCGGAUGCACGGGAGCUUCAAAACGGCGACAUCCUCAACAUUGACGUCACCGCCUACUUCAAAGGCUUCCACGGCGACCUCAAUGAGACCAUUUGCAUCGGCGAGGUGGACGAGGAGGGGCGCAAGCUCGUCAAGGUGACCCACGACGCACUUAUGAAGGCCAUCGCGGCGUGCCGGCCGGGCGUGCGGUACCGCGACGUGGGGGACAUCAUCACCAAGCAUGCGGCUGCUCACGGGUUCCAGGUGGUCAAGUCCUACUGCGGGCACGGCAUCGGCGACCUCUUCCACUGCGCACCCAACGUGCCGCACUACGCCCACAACAAGGCGGUCGGCGUCAUGAAGGAGGGCCACGUGUUCACCAUUGAGCCCAUGAUUAACACGGGCUCCUGGCGUGAUCGAACCUGGCCGGACGGUUGGACAGCGGUCACGGAGGACGGCGGGCGCAGCGCUCAGUUUGAGCACACGCUGGUGGUGACGCGUGACGGCUGUGAGGUGCUGACGAAGCGGCUGGAGAGCUCGCCGCCGCUGUGGUGGGAGACGCAGCAGUAGUGGGAUGAGGGGAAGGAAGGAAGGAGGGC
Molecule: messenger RNA, 1326 nt
Organism: Astrephomene gubernaculifera
Lineage: Eukaryota; Viridiplantae; Chlorophyta; Chlorophyceae; Chlamydomonadales; Astrephomenaceae
Source: the annotation of a GenBank genome assembly